CCCUCCCUAAAACCAGGCGCAUGUUAAAGCAAAAAGUAUAAGCGCACAUGCAGGCACAGGCAAACCCAUUCUAUACCAUUGCCAUUCUUCGUAAUAACAUAAUAUAUAUAAAUAAUAUAGAGAGGUAUUGUUACAGAGUUAUUAUUAGACAUAUCUAUAAUAAUACUUAACAUUAAUCAUGUCACGAGUCUUAUCCCAGAGUGAAGUAGAACUAUUGUAUGCCAAAUCAAAGACAUACCUUCACCCCACAUCAGCUAAGAAGGAUAAUGUUCCAGGAUACUUAACUUUGAGUCGAGGUAAAAAUGGAACUAAUUUAGAUAUACUUUUAUCAUUUACUCCAGAGACUCAAUUAUCAGUUGAAGAAGUAAAAAUUUAUAAUGCUGUGGAUCUUGAAGAUUUAGCUCUUGAUUUAGAAGCCAUUAGUCUUAGUUCUAAGAAUAAUACUAAUACUAAUACUAAUACCAAUACCAAUAGUAAAGAUCGAAAAAUUUCUAAUACAAGAAUUAUUCCUAAACCUUCAGUAUCUUUAUUAUCAGGUUAUUCAUUUAGUGUACCAUUACUGUAUUUAUAUUCAAUUCAAGUUCGAAAACCUUCAUUAGGAUUUUGGUUUGGAUCAAUAGUAAUUAAUACUAAGGAUGGUGAAAAAUUACCCAUUGUAUUCUUUCAUGAUGAUGAAUCUCCUUCAAGUAAAUCAAGACAUAAAUUAAGUAAUAAAAGAUUUGAUCCAUUUGAUGAAAGUGGUAAUAUGUAUUGGGGAGGUCAAGAAUUUAUUGAAGUAUUGGAAAAAUUUAUUAAUAUUGAAAAAUCAACAGUAACUUCAUCAGUUUAUUUAAUUAAUCCUGAUUCUCAUGAUUUAAGAAAUUUUGCUCCUUUAAAUAUUAAAGAUAAUCUGAAUAAUAAUAAUAAUAAUGAUUCAAUUAAAAAAAUUGAACCAAUUAAUGUACCUGAUAUUGGGAAAUUAUUUGCUUCUGCUAAAUGGAAAGUUUUAGAAACUGUAGCAACUAUAUCUGCAAAAACAAAGAAUCAAGUAAUGAAUAUUAUUGAAGAAAAUGCUCCAUUAACAAUUAAACAAAUUAUGAAUAAACCUGAAGUUCAAAGAAUUGGUGAUGAAUUUGAUCUGGCAAGAAUUUAUUUAGCAAAAUGGGCUCAACAAGUUAAAGAAGAAGCCGAAGAAAGUCAACGAAAGAAUAUGUUACAUAAUGAAAUUUAUAAUAAAAUUAAUCGAGAAUUAGGUUCAAGUGAAAUAUUAACUAAUGAAGAAAUUAGUCAAACAUCUAGAAGGCAUCCAAUAAAUAAACAAGAAUGGGAUUCAUUUUUUGAUUAUAGUGGAAGAUUAAUUCUUACUGUUGAUGAAGUUAAAUCAAGAAUAUUUCAUGGAGGUUUAGAUAAUGAAAUUAGAAAGGAAGCCUGGUUAUUUCUUUUAGGAGUUUAUGAUUGGAAUACUUCCAAAGAAGAACGUGAAGCUUAUAAGAAAUCAUAUGAAACUGCCUAUGAUGAAUUAAAACUAAAGUGGGUUAAUGAUGAAGAUAAAAGAAGUACGGAAUUUUGGAAAGAUCAAAAACAUCGAAUUGAAAAGGAUGUUAAUAGAACUGAUCGAAAUUUACCUAUAUUUAAGAAUCCUUCUCGUAAACAUAGCGGUUCUAAUGCUAAUGCUAAUGGUAAUUCUCGUGAAUCAAGUCCUGAAACUCCCGAUGAAGAUGAACUUGAUGAUGAAUUUGAUAUUUCAAAUAUUCGAAAUCCUCAUUUAUAUAAUAUAAGAGAAAUUCUAUUAACUUAUAAUGAAUUUAAUGAAAAUUUAGGAUAUGUUCAAGGAAUGACAGAUCUUAUAUCACCAUUAUAUGUUACAUUUCAAGAUGAAUCAUUAACAUUUUGGGCCUUUGUAAAAUUUAUGACAAGAAUGGAAAGAAAUUUUGUUAGAGAUCAAUCAGGUAUGAAAAUUCAAAUGAAUACAUUAAAUAAACUUUUACAAUUUAUGUUACCAAAUUUAUUUAAACAUUUAGAAAAAUGUGAAUCAAUUGAUUUAUUUUUCUUUUUUAGAAUGUUAUUAGUAUGGUUUAAACGAGAAUUAGAAUGGGAUCAAGUAUUACAAUUAUGGGAAAUCUUAUGGACAGAUUAUUAUUCAAGUCAAUUUCAUUUAUUCUUUGCUUUAUCAGUAUUGAGUGAUAAUGAACGAAUUAUUAUACAAAAUUUAAGAAAAUUUGAUGAAGUAUUAAAGUAUAUGAAUGAUUUACUGUUAAAAUUACAUAUAGAUGCAUUAUUAAUUCGAAGUGAAUUAUUAUUUUUGAAAUUUAAACGAAUGAUUGAUAUAAUUGAUCGAGAGAAUAGUUUAAAGAGUAUUAAUUCUGAAGUAUAUGGUACUAGUACCACUACUACCAAAGAUGAAAUUGAGAUUAGUCUGGAAAUACGAGGUUUACUUAGUAAAGAAAUUGUAAUUCAAAAGGAAGGUCCUCGUCCAGAAGGUGUUGGAGGAGGUUAGUUUGUUUAGUAUUUAUAUAUAUUUA
Molecule: messenger RNA, 2501 nt
Organism: Scheffersomyces amazonensis
Lineage: Eukaryota; Fungi; Ascomycota; Pichiomycetes; Serinales; Debaryomycetaceae
Gene: GYP7
Product: Gyp7p
Exons: 1
Coding region: 179-2476 (765 amino acids)
Biological process (GO): activation of GTPase activity
Molecular function (GO): GTPase activator activity
Source: RefSeq, a predicted model, not a curated record